UGUUCAGUCUCUAUGUAAAAGAGAAGAGACUCGCAUUCUUUCUUUUGUUUCAGGCUUUUAGAACUUUCUUCUCAAACCAUUCCUUGAAUUCGCUUUAGAGAAUCAACGUCUUCGAGAAGACUACUUCACGGACAUUCGAGAUCGAUGUCAGAAAUCACAAGAGAAACUACGAUGAUCUUCGAUCUUCCACAUGAUCUAAUAAUAGAGGAGAUAUUUCUUAGGGUUCCGAUGAUAUCUCUGAGACGACUACGGUCUACAUGCAAACGAUUAAAAGAUCUACUCAAAGAUCCGGGAUUCAUCGAAAAGCAAAUUGCUAAUGCCAAAACUACAAGGCAGUAUCAUGUUCUUGUGGUGGUAAAAUUUAGGGUUUAUGCAAUGUGCUCCUAUAUCCAUGGAAAGAACAUGAACGUUGCUCCCUUGUUUAAACGUGGACUUCACCUAAUCGAUCCCCAUCGUAAAUCAGAAGUCGAUUUAUCUCAUGCCUUUCACUGUGAUGGCAUAUUGCUAUGCACCACCAAAGGAAACAUGUUUGUGGUUUGGAACCUGUUUUCGGGGCAAACUCAAUGGAUCAUUACGAAAAAUCCUCUCAAGAUAAACAAUACCUAUGCUCUCGGAUACGACAAGAAUGAAUUGUGCCAUAGCUACAAAAUCUUGAAUCUGGAUAGAUACAAGAAAAAAUUGGAAAUCUAUGAGUUUACGUCUGAUUCAUGGAGGAAUCUUCAUGCCAUCAUUCCUAAAGGCUGCUUGAAAUCUCGUGGCGUGUCUUUGAAGGGGAAUGUUUAUUGGUUGUUUAAACGAAGAGGAGUCAAUGAGUACUCUCUACUUAGUUUUGAUUUUUCCACGGAAACAUUCCAACUUUUGUAUGUUCCCUUUCACCAAGAAGCAGAUUGUUUUGAUGCCAUGGCUCUAUCGGUUGUUAGAGAAGAACAUCUUUCGUUGUUAUUUCAGAGUGUUGUGACACAAAAGAUGGAAAUAUGGAUAACCAAUGAGAUUGAGACCACAUCUGUGUCAUGGAACAAGUUCUUAACAGUGGAUUUUAAACCUCAUCCUCAUAUGUUUUCGCGUAGCAUGAGUUUUUUCAUUGAUGAGGAGAAGAAAGUUGCCGUGUGUUGUGAGAAAGACCAAGAGAAGAAGAUAUUCAACAAGGUAUACAUUGUUGGAGAAGAUGAAUUCAAAGUAUCUCCCGGUUUUGGUUUUAUUGAUUGUAGAGGCAUAUAUAGUUGCCCAACUAUGUUUGGUUAUGUUCCACGACUACUUUAAAUCGAGUAAUAUUAUUUCUUAUGUCAUAGAGUCGAGACGUUUUUUUCGGCUCAAAUGAUGCAUUAGUAUACUCCAAAGUUAGCUCUUCACGGAUCACAUGCAGUUAUAUGGUUCGUGAUUCUGAAACUAUCAAAUAAUAGCCAAAUUGAAAAUUGGUGUAACCGUGUAAGACCA
Messenger RNA from Arabidopsis lyrata subsp. lyrata, 1434 nucleotides. Its product is annotated as putative F-box protein At3g17560. The record is from RefSeq and is a predicted model, not a curated record. Gene Ontology annotation, molecular function: protein binding. Lineage: Eukaryota; Viridiplantae; Streptophyta; Magnoliopsida; Brassicales; Brassicaceae. The transcript is spliced from 3 exons. Bases 145 to 1260 code for a protein of 371 amino acids.